This is a messenger RNA of Rhineura floridana, 4435 nucleotides long. It is a transcript of the gene DENND2A, whose product is annotated as DENN domain containing 2A. Lineage: Eukaryota; Metazoa; Chordata; Lepidosauria; Squamata; Rhineuridae. Gene Ontology annotation, biological process: retrograde transport, endosome to Golgi. Gene Ontology annotation, cellular component: actin cytoskeleton. The record is from RefSeq and is a predicted model, not a curated record. The transcript is spliced from 20 exons. Bases 156 to 3692 code for a protein of 1178 amino acids.
UAGUGUCCUUGUGCUGCCAUCACUUGUGUUUCUGCUGGGGAGUUUCUCACAUCCUUAAGGAGGCCAGUGAGAACAGGACAGUUGCUUUUUCUUGAUCAAAGGGGAAGAAGAGUGUGUAGAUUAUUAGUAGAGUCCAAGUUUUCCCACCAUUAGUGAUGAGUGCAAAUGAGGUUUCAUGUUCACAUUUUGAGUGGAAGUUCCUAAACUUGAUAUGUGCUAAUGUGCUUACUGCUGGUUGCUGUGCCUCAGACAUGGAGGAUUCCUUCGCCAGGGCUCUAGGAAGGUCUAUUAGUGGGUAUGCCUUGGAUGGCUUCAGUGCGUUAGGGACCACACGAGGAGGACGGUAUCUGCAUAUUCCCAAACAGACUGCGACCAUGCCAGUUGCUGACACAAUGACAGCUACCACAGUCACCAAUGUGAGCGUCAAACCUAAGACCAGUGUUUGCAAAACUAUUGAGAGGAUCAGGUUUGCAUGUCUAAAUAACACAGCCGCUAAGAAAGGAUUUUGGAGUGGGCCUUCAAAGAGGAAGUGCUCUGAGACUGUUACCAUCACCCCCAAGCUGGUACAUCAGGCAGAGUCAUCAUCUGUGGUAAAGAGCACACUCAAAGCACUGGAAAACUUGAUGUUGGAUCCAAGGCUGGACUGUUUUCAGCAGAACAUGCUUAGUCCCAAGAUGAUCAUUGGGGACCCAUCUAUAGAACUAAAUAUCCGGGACAGCGGCAGGAUUAUAAGGAAGCAGAUAGGAGGUGCUCAGAACCUGCGGGCUGUUGGGAAAGUCAGCUUGAAAAACAAGCCUCUGAGCAUCAAGGACAAAAUUUCAGAAUGGGAAGGAAAAAAGGAAAGUCAUGUAUCAGCCUGGAAGGAGGAGGAGCAAGGCGUUAAAGAGGAGUUCAGUUCAUUUUUGGGUGUAGUAGAGAAGAUGACCAGGGAAAGUGCAGUUGUGAGGGAUGUGGAUACCAAGAGGCUUAUAAACUGGCAGCUGGAAUGCAAAGGUACAACCAUAGAGAAUGAGAGAAGAAUAGGGGGGCUAAAAAGUUCCGGGCUGCAUAUGGAGAGAAAAGCAGACCUAAAGUUAAGGGAAGAAGAGCCUAAUUCCAGCACUGGCAAAAGCACCGAGCUGAAGGAAGGCAAGAAAGAUGUCCAGAAGGAGAACCUGUCUGUCCUGCGUCAGGUCAAAAAGCUGGAGCAGGCCUUGAAGGGAGGGUCAGCUGAGCUGCUGCCACAAUUGCCAGGUACUUAUUAUUCCCCACACUGUCUGCAAGAGAAAACAGAUGAGAGGCAGAGUCCUUCUGAAAGUCAGGAAAGCGGCAGCCGGCCAGAGCUCGAUAAACGGCUCCUCAGCUUGGACUCGGAAGCCGGUGAGCCAAUCUUUGGGACUCUGGAAGAGGUGAAAACAUCCCAUGCAAAAUGUAAGCCUGGCAAUGAGGAAAAUGUGUACACAGAGCCAGGAUUGCCAGAUAAGAAACCUUUUAUCAAUCCACUCCCCAAGCCUCGGCGGACUUUUAAACAUGAGGGCGAAGAAGGAUGGGUUCCACCAGUUAGGAAUAAGCGAAAUUUGCCCCCUCUGCCCUCUGUCCCACCACCUCCUCUCCCUUCUUCACCUCCCCCUUCAGCUGUCAGCAGAAGACUGAGGAAUGGGAAACAUAAGACAAACACCAGUCACAGGAAGUCUUAUGAGUUUGAAGAUUUGUUGCAGUCCUCUUCCGAGAAUGGCCGGGUGGAUUGGUAUGCUCAGACCAAGCUGGCCCUAACACGCACUUUAUCAGAGGAAAAUGUCUAUGAAGAUAUUUUAGAUCCACCAGCAAAAGAGAACCCCUAUGAAGAUAUUGAGACAAAUAGCCGUUGCCUGGGGAAGAAAUGUGUUCUGAACUUCCAAGCGUCUCCUUCAUCUUCAGUUCCUGGCACACCCACAAAGCUGCUCUCCAAGCCCAUCUUCUUCCGGCAAAACUCGGAACGGCGGAGUUUCAAGUUAUUAGACAUACGGAAAUCAAAUCGAGACGGGACGUGUUCUCCUUCCAAAAUCAGUCCCCCUUCCACUCCCAGCAGCCCUGAUGAUACUUUCUUCUCCUUGGGUGAUACUCAAAAUGGAAAGAGGAGGAGAAGAAUUCCUAAGCUGGUGUUAAAAAUCAACGCCAUCUACGAGGCACGAAGAGGAAAGAAGCGAGUCAAGAGGUUGUCGCAAUCCACAGAGAGCAGCUCUGGAAGAGUUACAGAUGAGAAUAGUGAAUCGGACAGCGACACUGAAGAGAAGCUGAAAGCUCACAGCCAGCGCCUGGUUCAUGUGAAGUCUCGCCUGAAGCAAGCCCCCAGAUACCAAACCUUGGAGCGGGAUCUCAUCGAGUACCAAGAAAGGCAGCUCUUUGAGUACUUCGUAGUGGUGUCAUUGCACAAGAAGCAGGCUUGUGCCCCAUAUGUCCCUGAAGUCACCCAGCAGUUUCCAUUAAAGCUUGAACGUUCCUUCAAAUUCAUGAGGGAAGCAGAGGACCAACUGAAAGCCAUUCCUCAGUUUUGCUUCCCUGAUGCUAAAGACUGGACACCCGUCUGCCAAUUUAACAGUGAGACUUUCUCAUUUGUCUUGACUAGUGAAGAUGGGAGCCGACGGUUCGGAUACUGCAGAAGGUUACUGCCUAGUGGGAAAGGGAAGUGUCUUCCUGAGGUUUACUGCAUUGUGAGCCGCCUUGGAUGUUUCAACCUCUUUUCUAAGAUCUUGGAUGAGGUUGAGAAAAGGCGUGGGAUUUCCCCUGCUUUGGUGCAGCCCCUUAUGAGGAGCGUCAUGGAGGCUCCUUUUCCUGCGUUGGGUCGAACCAUCAGCAUCAAGAACUUCCUUCCUGGCUCUGGGACAGAAGUAAUAGAGUUGCGUCGACCACUUGACUCAAGGCUCGAGCAUGUUGACUUUGAGUCCCUGUUUUCCUCACUGAGCAUACGGCACUUAAGCCGAGUCUUUGCUUCCCUACUGCUGGAGAGGAGGGUGAUAUUUAUAGCAGACAAACUCAGCACCUUGUCGAAAUGCUGCCACGCCAUGGUGGCACUCCUUUACCCCUUCACAUGGCAGCACACCUACAUCCCUGUACUCCCCCCUUCGAUGAUUGACAUUGCAUGCUCACCAACUCCCUUUCUCAUCGGUCUGCUCUCCAGUUCGCUACCCCGCCUCAAGGAACUUCCAGUAGAAGAGGUCCUUGUGGUCGACCUUGUCAAUAACCGAUUUCUCAGACAGAUGGAAGAUGAAGACUCUAUUUUACCUCGGAAGUUGCAAGGAGCGCUGGAACACAUCCUGGAGCAAAGAAAUGAGCUGGCAAAUGACAAGGAAGAGGGCAUUCCCAAUGGCAAGCAGGAGUCCAGCCCCUUGAAUGAAGUGGUGUCGGAAGCUUUUGUCCGCUUCUUUGUGGAAAUUGUGGGGCACUAUUCCCUUUUCAUGACUCCCAGCGAGAGGGAAGAAAGAACCCUGCAGCGGGAAGCCUUCCGGAAGUCCGUCUCUUCCAAGAGCCUUCGGCGGUUCUUGGAGGUCUUUAUGGAGACCCAGAUGUUCGGGGGCUUCAUUCAGGAACGAGAGUUGCGAAAACAGGGAGCCAAAGGUUUAUUUGAGGUACGUGCCCAGGAGUACCUAGAAACCCUUCCUAGCGGAGAGCAGAGUGGAGUCAAUAAAUUCCUGAAAGGGUUAGGUAGCAGAAUGAAAUUUCUCCACAAGAAGUAAGAUCUUAAGAGUGCCACUAUUGCAGGGAGAAGGAUUUUUUUUACAGUUCAGCAGACACAAAAUGGACUGAUUGCCCCCUCCCCCAUUUAAAACCAAUUCCCAUUUAGCCUUCUCCAAAGGAAGGGAAAGCCCAACCCCAGGAGGCAGGGUGUCCAGGCAUAGCCUGUGGCACUAAGGGGACAAAGAAGAGGCUGCUGGGAGAGGUCUCUGGGCUUCUACAAAGAACAUGCACUGGACAAAGCACUCUCGGAACUCUCCAUUGGCGCUUUGCAUAUUUCACGGUGGUUUUUUUUAAUUAUUAUUAUUAUUUCUUAGCUAUUAAACAUUUUGAAAUGUUGUUUCUUAUUUAUAUUGAGGUUAAGAAGACUAUUAGCGAAUGACACUUGCCCCGGCUCCUCUCUCAAGUGGUAGCCAAGGGCGUUGCUGAAAAGAGGCUGUAUUAAGCUGGAUUGUAAGAUACUGCCAGGGACAAUAUGAUGAAGAAAGGGGAGAAGUGGGGGGCACUGUGGUCAGAUACUAGAAGGACACUUGUGGGCAGGAAGAGGAAGAGCUUCUAAAUGAGGGAAGGUGGGGCAGGGGUAGACCAUUGAAGCUGCUGAGAAAUUGCUACCCACUCAAGCAACCACUAUGUGAUGGAAGAUUUUAUGCCCCUCCGAGUCUUUGGGGAACACAUGUGCACCCUUUCUUGGAGUAAGCUCAGAGACUGAUGUGAUGUAAUUAAAAGUGAGUGAAAUGAAAGAAAA